Hyaloperonospora brassicae is the source of this 1209-nucleotide messenger RNA. The record is from the annotation of a GenBank genome assembly. NCBI's taxonomy places the organism in Eukaryota, Oomycota, Peronosporomycetes, Peronosporales, Peronosporaceae.
AUGACGACCGCAACGCCAAAGCCCACGAGCGUCGGCAACAUCUCCGAAGAGAUCGAAGACGACCUCAGUACGCUGCCGCACAUGGAGCUGAGCCAGCUGCUCUUUUUGCUGCAGCACCAGCACGCAACAAGCGCCGUCGACCCCGCCGUGCAGCAGCAGCUCUUGGACCUCAUGCGCCAGCACGCGAUGGCGCCGUUCUAUCGGCGCGUGUGCGACCUGUUCCAGUGGCCACUCGACGCUGCGCUUGAGGCCGACAUGCAGACGACGAACGCGCGCGAGUUGGCGCAACUGAACGACCGGUUGGCCGACGCCGAGCAGAACUUGGGCGACAUUGAGGUGCUUGAGGCGCUCUUGGCCAAAGCGCGUCUGUUCUCGCGCAUUGGCGACAAGGACAGAGCGCUCGAGGCGUUUGCCGUGGCCGGCGAGAAGCCGCAGUCGAUCAACCAGAAGAUCCUCGUUACGCUGCACGUCAUUCGCAUUGGUCUGUUCUUUUCCGACCUGGACCUGGUCGAAACGAACAUCAAGAAAGCCACUGUGUUGAUUGACGAGGGCGGGGACUGGGACCGACGCAAUCGGUUGAAAGUGUACGAAGGGUGCUACUUGCUGAUGGCACGCGACUUGAAGAAGGCGUCGAAGCUGUUUCAAGAGUCCGUGGCGACGUUCACGGCGACCGAGUUGAUGCCGUACAACACCAUGGUGUUCUACUGUGUCAUCACGUGCGUGCUUGGCAUGAGUCGCGUGGAGUUGAAGAAAAAGAUUGUCGACUCGCCCAAGAUCCUCGCAGUGAUCAAGGAGGUUCCGUUCCUUGCCGAGUUUCUGAGCGGCGUCUACGACUGCAACUACAAGCAGUUCUUUACUGCAAUGGUCGACCUCCAGCCGUCCAUCUUGCGCGACAAGUACCUCUCGACGCACGCUCGCUACUUGUACCGCGAGCUGCGUGUGCUCGCGUACGCGCAGUUCUUGGAGGCUUACCGCAGCGUGACGAUUGCAUCCAUGGCAGCCGCUUUUGGCGUGAGCGUGGACUUCCUCGACACGGAGCUUGCCCGGUUCAUCGCUGCUGGUCGACUGAACGCCAAGAUCGACAAGGUGGCUGGCGUGAUCGAGACCAACCGUCCUGAUGCCAAGAACGCGCAGUACCAGGAAGCGAUCAAGAAGGGCGACCUGCUGCUCAACCGGAUCCAGAAGCUCGCGCGAGUGAUCAACGUGUAG